Molecule: messenger RNA, 1248 nt
Organism: Exaiptasia diaphana
Lineage: Eukaryota; Metazoa; Cnidaria; Anthozoa; Actiniaria; Aiptasiidae
Product: solute carrier family 35 member G1-like
Exons: 1
Coding region: 80-1090 (336 amino acids)
Cellular component (GO): membrane
Source: RefSeq, a predicted model, not a curated record
CAAAAGAUCAUGUGUGUUUCAUGGGUCUUGUGUUUAUCUUGUUGCGCGAAAAAUAAGCAAACUACAUCUUGAUCAAUUUAUGGAAAGAACACAAGAAAAUGAUGGUUCCUUCCUUGAACCACUUGCAUGUUCAACGGAAAGAACUAAAAGUCGAAACGUAUUCAAACAAUACUGUCGUUCAUUCGUCGGGGUUCUACUUGCAUUGCUGUCUGCUUUAUCAGUUGUGAUAAUGAACGUAUUUGCAAAACUCUGCCUUAUUCUUCCUCCUUUUGAAAUUGGAGUAAUUCGCUUUAUAGUUCAUCUUUUAUUGACGACACCACCUGUGAUUUACACAAACCAUUCGCUUGUUUAUCCACCGAAGGUCAUUGCACUUCUUGUUUUGAGAGGAUUUAUUGGAGCUAGUGGGAUGUUCACUCGAGUUUACGCUGUGCAAAACAUGCCUUUGGGAGAUGCUAUUGUAUUGAUUUUUACAUCCCCAGUAUUCACAGCCGUUUUGGCAAGGAUAUUCUUGAAGGAGCGUUUACAUUGGAUCUAUUCGAUUCUUCUUGUGUUAUGUAUGGCUGGUGUUACUCUGAUUGCACGACCAACAUUCAUCUUUGGACAUCCAGACAGUGCUCCUGAGUAUGAUAACGUGUUGAUACCCACUCUUGUUGCUUGGCUAUCAGCUGUAUGCUCAAGUUGUGCUAUGGUUACUAUUAGAGUGCUUUUAAGAACAUACAAAGUCCCAUCAAGUGUGAUAUUAUUAUACUUUGGCUUGGUUGGACUUGUUUAUUCAAUUCUUGGGUCAUACUUUGACAGAGGAUUUCAGUUUCCAUUUUGUCAAAGUACAGAUUAUUUGUUUGCAGCAUGUGUAGGGGUUUUUGCAUAUCUGACUCAGUUUUUUCUUAACGGAGCACUUAAGUAUGAGAAAGCCUUCAUAGUAGCACUUUCACGAAGUCCAGGGACUAUAUUUGGGUUUAUCUUCCAAAUAAUAAUUUAUUCCCUUAUUCCAGGUGCUUUAAGCUUUGGUGGUGCAUCAUUGAUAAUAUUGUGUAAUCUUUUCAUUUUUAUGUUAAAGUGGUAUCAGAACAAGAACCGCUAUGGAAAAUAAGAAAGUCAUAUUUUUAUUUAUGUAAUAACUUGCAGCCUGCGGAAAAAAAUGAAUAUAUCAUCAAUACACUUAAGCUGAAAAUGCAUAUAUAUUAUUUUUAGAUCGAUUUAGGAUUGUUUCAUUCACUGAAAAUAUUAAAAAUAGUAUUUUUGAUGCUC